GCCGGUCUCACCCAUCCUUCCUCCAAAAUCUGUCGCGCUCCUCUUCCUGCUCAGCUCCUAGUCAAAGCUCUAUUGAAGUGCUGGAUCAAGUGGACUUUUCCAGGCAGGGUGUGAAAUCAAACAAACGGCAAGAUGUCGGAGAAAAAGAUGUCUUCGAGUCGGCGGCAUUACCUGAAGAGCUUGAUGCUCUCCAUCGCUAAAGGCUUACUGGAAGACGAGGCAAAGGAGAAUGAGCAGGAGAGAAUAAGAUGGAUGGCGGAGAACUGCCCUCCCCUGUCCCUGCCAGGGGGUACUCAACAGUUACAGGAGUUCUUGAAAGAGCUGCAUCAUAAGAUUGACGUGAUAGAUGAGGAGAGAUAUGACCUGGAGAGCAAAGUGAACAAAGCCACUAAGGAGAUUGAAGAUUUGAACAUUAAAGUUAUUGACUUGAAGGGCAAGUUCAAGAAGCCAACUUUGAGGAAAGUGCGUAUGUCUGCUGAUGCUAUGCUCCAGGCUCUGCUGGGCUCCAAGCACAAGGUGUCUAUGGAUCUGAGAUCCAACCUGAAACAAGUAAAGAAGGAGGUCAAAGAGGAGGAUAAGGAACUGCGUAAUGUUGGAGACUGGCGUCAGAACAUUGAAGACAAGUCCGGAAUGGACGGGAGGAAGAAGAUGUUUGAGUCCGAGGGUUAAUUUAGUCUAUCAUUUCCCUGUAUAGAUCCCGCAAAGCAACACAAAACUCUCACUUGUUUGAACAUUUCUCUUAUUGAGCACUAUGGUAUCAUUUGAACCAGUGUAUGUGUCUGUAAAACGAAAGGACAAUUAAAUGUUUCGAGUGGAACAGAAACGUGCGUUAAUAAAUGCUUUUCAGAUUGCCACAA
Molecule: messenger RNA, 857 nt
Organism: Salvelinus sp. IW2-2015
Lineage: Eukaryota; Metazoa; Chordata; Actinopteri; Salmoniformes; Salmonidae
Product: troponin I, fast skeletal muscle
Biological process (GO): cardiac muscle contraction; skeletal muscle contraction
Cellular component (GO): troponin complex
Source: RefSeq, a predicted model, not a curated record